This is a messenger RNA of Stylophora pistillata, 1051 nucleotides long. RefSeq lists its product as uncharacterized. The record is from RefSeq and is a predicted model, not a curated record. Lineage: Eukaryota; Metazoa; Cnidaria; Anthozoa; Scleractinia; Pocilloporidae.
AUUAUCAAAUUUCUUUUCGAAUUGCUCCAACGCGGGCAUGAAAUCCUUUUGUAAACAAGGGUGCCAAGUGUAAAUCCAUUAUAAUUUGUGCAGGUUAUUGUGUCUCACCGCAUCUGCCAUUCCAUUGGAUUGUACGCUCGAUUUGUUUUCAAUAGUCUCUCAUAGAGACGCUAUUGUGUUUCAUUUUCAUUUGAAGUUGUUGAAUUUAGUCGCCGUCAGGCAAGUAAUGAUGGAUCAGUGAGACGCUAACAGCAAAACCGCAAGUUGAGCUCUGAAACCUCACGGUUCUUGAGAAAGAAAUUUCAGUGCUGUGGGGAAAUGUUUAUAACUGUCCGUUAUGGUGACGGCGAAGAAUCUAUCUUUAAUCCAAACUGUCGAACAAACAUUCUCUUAGAGGAUAUCAAAAGGCGUUGCAACUGCACAAAAGAUGCCACAGUAGAUUUGAGUGAUGAAUCAGGAAAUCUCAAGUAUCUAGCCAAUCACCCCAUGAGUUAUGCAACAGAGAUACUAAAAGAACGAGAAUCACUGGUGUUAAUAAGAGUAGAAAAAAAAAGCGAAGCUGAAGGUGAUAGUUACACGCCGAUGCUGAAUGACAUGAUUAUAGUAACUCCACAAUUUUUAGAACGUCUUUCGAGAUGUGAGAGUGACAGUUUGAAUGCCAAGAAUUCCCUUGCCAAACCAGUCCGAGUGAACAGUCCUUUGACUAAACGACAGACUGGACUACAAGGAAAAACCAAAACAUCACUAACAUCAACAUCAGGCAGAGGUAAAAUAUCAUCCAGAGAAAAAACCCCGUCACAGAAGCGAAACGGUAAAGACACGAGAUAGGCAAGGAGGAAAUGAAAUAGCUGCUGAUAUAAAAAUGUUAUGAAAUACCAAAAUUGAGAAAGUUCGAAAUUAAAGCUAUCAGGUUCUCUCACUUUCUCGAGAAGAAAGUACCUAAAACCUAUUGUCUUUAUUUUCGUUUUGAUCUGAUUUAUAGCUGAGGGAAAUGCACAGAAGGAAGUGUUUUACAAAUAAAUGUCGUGGAAAAUACGACAAAUUUGUGCAA